ACGGGCGCGGCUACUCCCCGUGCACAGGGAUGAAGCUGUCCCGGGGGCCCCGGCGACCCGCAGCGCCCAGCCCCGCGGGCCCCUGAGGCCGCCGCCCCGAGCGCUCCGCUCCUGGGCUCCCAGAGUUGCCUGGGGCGCCCUUCCCAACCGCCAAACCUCCAGUGGUCCUCCUUAGACCCGGACCCAUGGAGCCGGCGGUCCUGGCCUCGCACAACCUCCCGCACCACGAGCCAAUCAGCUUUGGCAUCGAUCAGAUCCUGAGCUGCCCGGAACCCCCCGGGAGCGGCCUAGGCCCGGGUCGCGCAGGCCAGGGCCAUGGGGAGAGUGCGGCGUUCUCGGGUGGAUUUCACGGAACCUCAAGCUACGGUCCCGCGGGUUCGCUGGCCCCGCUACCUGGCAGCUCCGGCAUGGGCCCCGGCGGCGUGAUCCGCGUCCCGGCGCAUCGCCCGAUGCCGGUGCCGCCGCCCGCGGGAGGCGCGCCUGCGGUGCCUGGACCCUCGGGCUUGGGCGGAGCCGGGGGCCUAGCGGGACUCACCUUCCCUUGGAUGGACAGCGGCCGCCGCUUUGCCAAGGACCGACUCACGGCCGCACUCUCGCCCUUCUCCGGGACACGCCGCAUCGGCCACCCCUACCAAAACCGGACCCCCCCGAAGCGGAAGAAGCCGCGCACGUCCUUCUCCCGCUCGCAGGUGCUGGAGCUGGAGCGGCGCUUCCUGCGCCAGAAGUACUUGGCCUCCGCCGAGAGGGCAGCGCUGGCCAAGGCCCUGCGCAUGACCGACGCUCAAGUCAAGACUUGGUUCCAGAACCGGCGCACCAAGUGGCGGCGCCAGACGGCAGAGGAGCGCGAGGCGGAGCGGCACCGCGCGGGCCGGCUGCUCCUGCACCUGCAGCAGGAUGCCCUGCCGCGGCCUCUGCGGCCGCCGCUGCCCCCAGACCCGCUCUGCCUGCACAACUCGUCGCUCUUCGCGCUGCAGAACCUGCAGCCCUGGGCCGAGGACAACAAGGUGGCUUCCGUGUCCGGGCUCGCCUCGGUGGUGUGAGCGACUGCUGCCCGACCGGCCGAGAGCUCUCUAACCGACCGAGGCGCCGCGCGGAGCGCCGGGCCCGGGACCACGGAGCGCGCGGCCGACCACGCCGCGGUCCCGUGGUAGCGCAGCUUGUGAGGAGGAGCUGGCUUUGAGGCUGUCGUCGAGGGUUUCUCGGCCACCGCGGGCCCCUGGGCUGGCGUUGCGAGGUUGCGCCGCGCCUUUAGACGUGGCCUUUCCCGCCAUUUCCCACUAAACUGCGGUCGCACGGCGGCUGGAACCUGCGGAGUCGAGGAGGCGGGACUAGCAGUAUGGUAGCCAAUGAGGUGAGGGGAGGGGGCGCACUGGCCAAUGGGAGCUGCGCUCCUGAGGACUCUGGAUUCUUCGGGGGUGGGUUGGAGCCGGGGUUCUGGACCCACAGAGCCGGCUAAAGGUGGUGCUGGGAUGGGAUGGCGGCAGCUCCCACUGCCGGGGUCUGUACCAAACGUGGGACGGAAGGAAGACACCAGUGAGGGCGGAAUAAUGGAAGAGGUGCUGGAGGGCAAGAGUCUGACUGUGACAGGAACCAGAGAGUUAUCCACACUGGGCAUCUUUCUUCAAUUGUAAAAUAAUCGCUAAGGAUACCUUUCUGACUUUCAA
Messenger RNA from Canis lupus familiaris (dog), 1664 nucleotides. RefSeq names its product T cell leukemia homeobox 2 (gene TLX2). Bases 186 to 1040 code for a protein of 284 amino acids. Gene Ontology annotation, molecular function: RNA polymerase II cis-regulatory region sequence-specific DNA binding; DNA-binding transcription factor activity, RNA polymerase II-specific. Gene Ontology annotation, cellular component: nucleus. Gene Ontology annotation, biological process: animal organ development; regulation of transcription by RNA polymerase II. The record is from RefSeq and is a predicted model, not a curated record. Lineage: Eukaryota; Metazoa; Chordata; Mammalia; Carnivora; Canidae. The transcript has 3 exons.